CAUGUGCAGAUGGCCAGGGCGUGCUGUGCAUGUUGCUGGGCAAGCGGUUCAGGCGGGCUGCAGCGAAACCUGCUCUCUCAGCUCUCGGGUUCUGGGGCUUUCUCUGCAACGAGAAGCCCCUAGAGAGCCAGCCGACCUCAGCUGAGUGCAGGGAGUGGCUUCCUUCACCCCCCCCCCUUGUUCCCUUUGCUCUCCAAAAAGUUACAAACUGGCUUUCCUUCCUGAUAAACCAAGGCUUCCUCACUGAUUGGUCUCAGUUUGGGAAAGGGACGUGACAUCAGCAGCUUUGCAGACUGGGGCUGGGGGGCCGCUGUGAGCUUUGGCCAACCUCCAGGCAGCUAGGUGGAGCGUGUGUGUGUGUGUGUGUGUGUGUGUGUGUGUGCGCGCGCGCGCGCGUGUGUGUGUGUGUGUGUGUGUGUGUGUUUGUGUGUCUGGGCGCAAAGCGCGUCUGUCUGACCACAGGUAGUGCUCAGAUUACCGUGCCUGCUCUGUUCUGUGCUGUUCUCUCCCGUCUGGCCAGGACCGUGCGGUUCAGCCAGCCCCAGCACUGGAAUUCCCAGGAGCAGGGGGAGCAUGGAAUUUGGACUCAACUGAGCGACCGAAGUGGAGAGUGGAGCUUGCCCGGCCAGGAGAGCACCAUGGAUGGCGAACCACGGGGCAGGAGCAGCAAGUCCCUGAGGCCAGGGGACCUUCCUGACACGCGGCUCCUUGCAAACUCGUGGAUGGGGGAUGUUGUGUCUGAUUGGUCUCCUGUGCAUGAAGCGGCCAUCCACGGACGUCUUCUCUCUCUGAGGAACCUCAUCAGCCAGGGCUGGCCCGUGAACCUCAUCACGGCCGAUCGCGUGUCCCCACUCCAUGAGGCCUGUCUCGGAGGUCAUCCCUCUUGUGCAAACGUUUUAUUAAAGCAUGGAGCUCAGGUGAAUGGGGUCACUACAGACUGGCACACCCCGUUGUUUAACGCGUGUGUCAGUGGCAGCCGUGACUGCGUGAAUUUGCUUCUGCAACAUGGGGCCAGCCCCCAUGCUGUGAGCGAUCUGGCAUCCCCCAUCCACGAAGCAGCUAAGAGAGGCCACGCGGCGUGUGUGGAGACCCUGGCGGCCCACGGGGGUGACGUGGACCAUAACAUCAGCCACCUGGGCACGCCGCUGUAUUUGGCUUGUGAAAACCAGCAGAUAGCCUGUGCCAGGAAGCUUCUGGAGUCAGGAGCCAGUGUGAACCAAGGCCGAGGUCUGGACUCCCCCCUUCAUGCAGUGGCCAGGGUGUCCAGUGGCGAGCUGGCGCUGCUGCUCAUGGACUUUGGAGCGGACACCCGGGCCAAGAACGCCGAAGGCAAACGCCCCUUGGAGUUGGUGCCCCCUGAGAGCCCUCUGACGCGGCUCUUCCUGCAGCGAGAAGGACCCCCCUCUUUGCUGCAGCUCUGUCGCCUUAGAAUCCGGAAGUGCUUCAGGACCCAGCAGCAUCACAAGAUCAAGGGACUCAUCCUUCCCGAGGAGCUGAAACGUUUUCUCCUUCAUAUGUAAACAUGUCAAGGGACCAGAGUCACAAAAAAACCACCAAGAUUCCGGAGUGUUGCAACCGCUGGCGUUUUGGAAUAAAAUCAGGUUUAUAGAGCUUG
Molecule: messenger RNA, 1615 nt
Organism: Mustela erminea (ermine)
Lineage: Eukaryota; Metazoa; Chordata; Mammalia; Carnivora; Mustelidae
Gene: ASB9
Product: ankyrin repeat and SOCS box containing 9
Exons: 7
Coding region: 639-1520 (293 amino acids)
Biological process (GO): protein ubiquitination; intracellular signal transduction; positive regulation of protein catabolic process
Molecular function (GO): protein binding
Source: RefSeq, a predicted model, not a curated record